Messenger RNA from Scomber scombrus (Atlantic mackerel), 1179 nucleotides. RefSeq names its product crystallin, zeta (quinone reductase)-like 1 (gene cryzl1). Gene Ontology annotation, molecular function: oxidoreductase activity. The coding region runs from base 79 to 1140 and encodes 353 amino acids. The record is from RefSeq and is a predicted model, not a curated record. The transcript has 13 exons. NCBI's taxonomy places the organism in Eukaryota, Metazoa, Chordata, Actinopteri, Scombriformes, Scombridae.
UACACUGCACAUCUAUGAACUGGAUUUAUUCUACUUUAUAGCUCAGAUCUUCUAGCUGUCUCUACAUAAACUUACAGCAUGAAAGGUUUAUAUUGUAAAGCAGGUGUGAGUGAUGCUGAGACCAAGUUCAUUAUUCAGGAAACGACUCUCCCUGAGGUGUUAGACAGUCAUCAGGUCAGAGUUCAGGUGAAGGCGUGUGGACUCAGCGCUGUCGACCUCAAGCUGCUCGAUGAUUUGGGGAUCCAGAGAGACUUCAUUCCUGUCGGCAGAGAGGUGGCCGGCGUCGUCCUACAAGUGGGUCCAAAUGUCGCCUUCUUCCAGCCGGAGGACGAGGUUGUAGGUAUUCUUCCUCUGGAUUCUCCCUGCUCUGGACUCUGUGAUACCAUUGAUGUGGAUGAACACUAUAUAGUUCAGAAGCCGGAGAAGCUCAGCUCGGUGUGUGUUGCCGGAGCGCUGCGUGACGCACUCUGUGCUUACACCGCUCUACACACACACGCUCACAUGGCAGCCGGACACACACUCCUGGUUCUGGACGGGGCCAGUUCUUUCGGCCUGAUGUGCAUCCAGCUGGCUUGUUACCAUGGAGUUAAGGUUUUUACGACGUCACACUCGCAGCAACAACACACAUUCCUGGAGCAGCUUCGGCCGAGUGUAGGUGUUCAGGAUCCUCUAGUCGCCAGAGUGAUCCCGGUCUACAAGGACCCCUCAGACCUGCUGCCGCUGGUUUUAGAGGAGACAGGAGGACUGGGAGUGGAUAUAGUCAUAGACUCAGGAGUGCGUCUGCAAGAGAACAAGGAAGGAGAUGAGAUGAAGCUCCUCCCACACAAGCAUGACAUCAUCAGCGUGUUGGGAGUGGGGGGGCACUGGGUCACAUCCCACCAAGGCCUGCAGUUGGAUCCUCCAGACUGCAGAUUACUCUACUUAAAAUCAGCGUCCGUGACUUUCCUCAACCCUGAAGUGUGGACGGCUUCGUCGGCGCAGCAGGGACGAUAUCUCCAUAUUCUGAAGGAUAUCGUGGAUAAGAUGUCAACGGGAGUGCUCAGACCUCAACCCGAAGAGGCCGUCCCGCUCUAUGAAGCCACAGUUACCAUGGAGACCGUGCAGCGUAACCAGAAGAAAAAGGCUGUCAUUCAACUGUGACCAAAAUACAGAAACUCUGCAGGGACGCUGCUGCAGAUA